CACCGGGCCGAAUUGGGAAGUAACGGUGGCCUUACCGCGUCAAGGGGCUCUGGCGUGGCGGACCUUCCUGUUCCCCAUACGGAACAUAGACCCGGCAGCUCACCCUGUUGAGCCAAGGGUCGUACGAACAAGAUGAAAAACGACAACACACAAAAAACCAACAUAAAAGCUGGAUCUGAUGACGGACUAGGGCAACGACAAAGGACAACGGUAUCGGAUAAGGAGCUGGAGAUCGGGACAGCGGAAGGUAAGGGGGGUCGAGGCGCUAGACGUAAGCCUAGAUACCUUGACGCUCUCACGCCAGAGGAGCGUUCGCUGUUCGAGGAGCACGCCAGGGAGGAUGAUGACGACGUGCCCUCUGGCAGCGGAGCUCACCUGGUGGGUACGCCUGGUGCCGCUGCGGCAACGAACGUCGGCAAGACCCCCGCCGGAGGGUGCAGCGGGUCGGCCUCUGGUGAGUCGUGUCGGGCAGAGCCUGACCGCACAAAAGAGAGAAGGAGGAGAAGGCGCAGAAGAGGUGGGCAACGCCCCCUCCCAGAAGCUGGCCAACCCGGCGAGUGUGAGGAUUCACGCAGGAAGGGGAUGAGUGGAUCCACCAUGAGGUGGUACCUACGCCACCUCCACGAUGGGAAAACCCCGGAAGCGGCGGAGGCUCUAGCCAGGGGCAAGAGCCAAUGGAGCAACGUUACCCCGGCAAAUAGACGCGGCAACAAUGUGCCAGCUCGCGCGCAGGGCAGCGGUAGCAGUGGCCGUGGCUCGGUCAGCACAACGCAGUCCAUACGGCGGGGCGACAGCAGGGCAUCGUCCGCAAGCACAUGCGCCCAGGCCGAAAAACGUAACAGCGGCCAAAUCACGCCACAGGAGCCCCCACAAUCCAAGAGGGUGCGGGGCAUAGACGCAAAGGCAGCCGGGGGCCAACCAUCUGUACCGGCUCCUCACCGGGUGGAGGAGGGGCGGCGCGUUUAUGCGGAUGCUGUUAGGGGCAUCCGCAUGGCUGUUCUGCCUUUCAAAUACCCGGCGGAGUCGCUGAAACCGGAGGAACUCACGGUGCUGCAGGACAUCCUCAUGGAUGAGGUGUGCAAAGGCGUGGAAUAUACGGCGUCCUUCCUGGGCAUCGAUUUCAGGGGAGGCAUGAUGCAGGUAGACUGCCAUGACGAGGCGUCCGCCGACUGGCUGAAGGAGCAUGCUCCAAAGCUGGGAGGCUGGACGGGCCCUGUCCUCUGCGCGAAGAGGGUGAAAGAUGUGCCAAUCAUGCACAGCAUGACAGUUUUCCUCCCUCGGUGUGGAGACAGGUCCUACGAGUACGCCUUGGGCCUGGUGAGGAACCAGAACCGGGGACUCAGUAUCUCGGCCUGGUGUGUUACCAGCAGCAAGAAGGAGAAGCUAGGGGAUAUGGAAGGAUGGAGGCUGAACUUAUACAUAGACGACGAGUCGUAUAAGUAUGUUCGGGCCGCGAGCUUCCGCCUGUUCUACAGGUACAGAACGGUCGUUAUGCAGCCCUACAAGCCAGCUGACACCGGGAGCAAGGAAGCCAAGACGCCCGCGCCUCCGCAGGACAAAGGCGUCGAUAUCCAGGCAGUGCCGGAAUCCGCCCCGGUGGAUAUAAGGAUGGAGGUGGACGAGUCGUCGGAGCAGCCCUGCGGGAGCAGGUCUGAACAGGCAGUGCCAAGAACGACCACGGACGUCCCCGAUGAUGGCCGGAAUAUGGAGCUACCCUCAACGCAGAAGCUCCUAGACGGACUUGGAGGCCCAAUUGACAGCAGCGCGGUUGACAGUGGGAUAGAGGAUCUUUCUCUCCUCGAGCCCAAUCUAUGAUGGCCGUCAAUAUGGAAAUUGCCCAAGUGAACCUGCACCAUGCGGCGGCAGCCUCAGCUGUCAUAACAAACAGGUUCACUGCGAAGAAACUGGGCACGCUGCUGAUCCAAGAGCCUUGGGUCCAUAAAGGAGAGGUAAAGGGCCUCAAGACAGAGGCAAAUAAGAGUUUCUGACGCCGGAUUUGGUGGCGGUGCAGGCUAGGGACACCGAGGGCAAUGACUUCGUCCUAGCCUCAGCAUACUUUCCGGGAGAGGCAGCAACGGCACUCCCGGAGACGGUGGAAAGGCUGGUGGAGCACUGCAGUUUGCACAAGCUCCCCCUUAUCAUCGGAUGUGACGCGAACGCCCACCAUACGGAAUGGGGCAGCACCGUCUGCAACGCGAGAGCUAUUACAAAGUGAAGAUGUGCCAAAUGAACUUCAUUUCUUCAAAGAAAAUUGAUGACCUUCAUGAAAUAUGCAUAUUCACAUUAUUUCGUUAUCAUAUCAAUAUUUGUACCAUGCACAUACAUAUGUAUGUAUAUUAUUUCUUUGGCACAUUUGUCUGUAUGUUUACGAAUCUUUCGCAUCUCCGUUGUCACUGCCAAUAAAAGGCAGAAACUGACAUUUUGUCAAAGAGUCAAUCUGUCGAAGAACUGACGCGACGACAAAGCGUCACAACAUUGUCAUAGAUAAUAUGAUACGAGACUUUAGCAUUGGCUCUCUUUUUCUCUCAAACGCGUUCCUGAUUAUUUGACAGCGAUGGAGAUCAGGGAAUUUUUAUCAGCUGAUUUCAGAAAAGGCGGGAUGCCAGAAAUAAACUGCUAUAAUUAACUGACAAAAUCAGUGUGAAACGAAAUUUCAUAGAAGUGGGUGUAUAUUUGGUAAGGAAAAUUAUGUGUAUUAAUAAUUUUGCAUUUUAAUAUUUAUAUAUGCAUUUUCAAAGUUAUUAAUUUAGUAUUUUUCUAUAAUUUGGUGAAAAUGCCAAAAGUGAGGAAGACAGGUUAGUCCAAAAGUUAAAAACUACGAGUAUUUUUAUAUAGUAUUUUUUAAAUUUAAACUUUGUGCAUGAUAUUUUAUAGAGUUAAUUAAGUUAAAUACAUAUUUAUAAUUAAAUUCUACUACGUGUGUUUAAUAAAAAUAAAUAUUUCAUUGCAUCACAAUAUUGAUUGUAGUACUUAGUGUAGAAAUAAUUUCAAAAAUUACAGUAUUUUAGUAGGAAAAUUAUAAUUAGAAUAUACUAUUCUAUUAUAUUACUUGUGGUAUUUAAAAAUAAAUAAUAGUUUAAUAAGUAGAAAAGUAUAAUAGUAUUUGUUUAAAUUAAAAUAAAUAUAAAUAAGGUUUUGGUUGUAAGGUGUAGGAUUUCUUUAUUUGUAUUUUUAUUAAAUAUUUAAUUUGGCCGAGUCGGUUGGGUGUAGGACACACCAAAAUUAAGCAUCUGUAUGCCUGUGGUCGGCACUUUUCCUUAAAAAUUAAGUUGAAAAAAAAGCUAAGGCUUAAUGCUGUUCCGGACACGCAUUUGCCAAAUGUUUGAAAAAUAAAUUAGAAGAAAAGGAAAGGGAAAUUAAUUACUUAAAAUAUCAAAUAGAAGAUUUAUCAAAAAAAUAUAAAAGAAUAAAGAAUGUAUUAAAGGAAAAAGAGGAAGGUUUGGAUAUA
Messenger RNA from Bactrocera dorsalis (oriental fruit fly), 3448 nucleotides. RefSeq lists its product as uncharacterized. The record is from RefSeq and is a predicted model, not a curated record. Bases 133 to 1815 code for a protein of 560 amino acids. Lineage: Eukaryota; Metazoa; Arthropoda; Insecta; Diptera; Tephritidae. The transcript has 3 exons.